Molecule: messenger RNA, 2276 nt
Organism: Neocloeon triangulifer
Lineage: Eukaryota; Metazoa; Arthropoda; Insecta; Ephemeroptera; Baetidae
Product: heat shock 70 kDa protein cognate 4
Exons: 4
Coding region: 164-2119 (651 amino acids)
Biological process (GO): cellular response to unfolded protein; vesicle-mediated transport; protein refolding
Cellular component (GO): cytoplasm; nucleus; plasma membrane
Molecular function (GO): misfolded protein binding; ATP-dependent protein folding chaperone; ATP hydrolysis activity
Source: RefSeq, a predicted model, not a curated record
UGCUGGAAACUUCUCGAACAUUCUACACUGGAAAGGCAUAAAACGGAGAGGAACAACAAUUUCCUUCUCAUUCUAAAAUAACGAACACCGCUCAGCACGUCGAGGCAGACAGAUCCUCUUGAGCACAUUUCCUCUUUUUCAUCUGCAAUCAUCCGCUAAAGAAAUGGCAAAGCCAGGCCCCGCAGUCGGUAUCGAUCUUGGAACCACCUACUCCUGCGUUGGAGUUUUCCAGCACGGAAAGGUGGAAAUUAUUGCCAAUGACCAGGGCAACAGAACAACCCCUAGCUACGUGGCUUUCACUGACACCGAGCGUCUCAUUGGAGAUGCCGCCAAGAACCAAGUGGCCAUGAAUCCUAGCAACACCAUCUUUGAUGCUAAGCGUUUGAUCGGGCGCAAGUUUGAAGAUGCUACAGUGCAAGCCGACAUGAAGCACUGGCCAUUCACAGUCAUUAGCGAGGAUGGCAAGCCCAAACUGCAGGUGGAAUAUAAGGGAGAGACCAAGGCCUUUUUCCCUGAGGAAGUCAGUUCGAUGGUGCUCAUCAAGAUGAAAGAGACCGCCGAGGCCUACCUGGGCAAGACUGUCAACAAUGCCGUCAUCACCGUGCCGGCUUACUUCAACGAUAGCCAGCGCCAGGCCACCAAGGACUCGGGCACCAUCGCUGGACUGAACGUGCUCAGGAUCAUCAACGAGCCCACUGCGGCUGCCAUCGCCUAUGGUCUAGACAAGAAAGGCCAGGGUGAGAGGCAUGUCCUCAUCUUUGACUUGGGUGGCGGCACCUUUGAUGUGUCCAUCCUGACCAUUGAGGAUGGAAUCUUCGAGGUCAAGUCCACUGCUGGAGACACCCAUCUUGGAGGUGAGGACUUUGACAACCGCAUGGUCAACCACUUUGUGCAGGAGUUCAAGCGCAAGUACAAGAAGGACCUGACCACCAACAAGCGUGCCUUGAGGCGUCUCAGGACGGCGUGCGAGAGGGCAAAGAGGACCCUCUCUUCGUCCACUCAGGCCUCCAUAGAGAUUGACUCUCUCUUUGAGGGCAUCGAUUUCUACACUUCCAUCACCAGGGCUCGUUUUGAGGAGCUCUGCGCUGAUCUCUUCAGGUCCACCCUUGAGCCCGUUGAGAAGUCCCUGAGGGAUGCUAAGAUGGACAAGGCCCAGAUCAAUGAUAUCGUUCUUGUCGGAGGUUCUACCCGUAUUCCCAAGAUCCAGAAGCUCCUGCAGGACUUCUUCAAUGGCAAGGAGCUCAACAAGUCCAUCAACCCUGAUGAGGCUGUUGCCUAUGGAGCAGCUGUCCAGGCUGCUAUCUUGGCUGGAGACAAGUCUGAGGCUGUCCAGGACCUUCUCCUGUUGGACGUCACUCCCCUUAGCUUGGGUAUCGAGACUGCUGGUGGUGUGAUGACCACCCUUAUUAAGAGAAACACCACCAUUCCCACCAAGCAGACCCAGACCUUCACCACCUACUCGGACAAUCAACCUGGAGUGCUCAUUCAGGUCUAUGAGGGCGAGCGUGCCAUGACCAAGGACAACAACAUUUUGGGCAAGUUCGAGCUUGCGGGCAUCCCUCCUGCUCCCCGUGGUGUGCCCCAGAUUGAGGUCACCUUUGACAUUGACGCCAACGGCAUCUUGAACGUCUCUGCAAUUGAAAAGUCUACCAACAAAGAAAACAAGAUCACCAUCACCAAUGACAAGGGUCGCUUGUCUAAGGAGGAGAUUGAGCGUAUGGUCAACGACGCAGAGAAGUACAAGGCCGAGGAUGAGAAGCAGCGCACCGUCAUUGCUUCCAAGAACAGCCUCGAGUCCUAUUGCUUCAACAUGAAGUCAACCAUGGAAGAUGAGAAGCUGAAGGACAAGAUCCCCGAGGAAGACAAGAAAAUUAUCAUGGACAAGUGUAACGAGGUGAUCCGUUGGAUGGACUCGAACCAGCUGGCUGACAAGGAGGAGUUCGAACAUAAGCAAAAGGAGCUUGAAGGCGUCUGCAACCCCAUCAUCACCAAGCUGUACCAGAGCGGUGCUGCACCCCCUGGCAGCAUGCCUGGAGGUAUGCCCGGUGGCAUGCCUGGCGCUGGUGCCCCUCCUCCCAGCGGUGGCGGCUCUGGACCUACCAUCGAAGAGGUCGACUAGUCAGUUAUAUUUCCAGCAUUCCGUCAGCAUUUUAAUUGAUUUCUCCUGUAAAUCCACUUUGCUCCAAAUGGAGUAGACUGAUCAGUAUCGGCCAUUAAACUUGCGCUAUGUUCUCAAGGUUCCAUUCCAAAAAUAAAAUAAAUUAUUAAAGAGCCAA